Molecule: messenger RNA, 2634 nt
Organism: Helobdella robusta
Lineage: Eukaryota; Metazoa; Annelida; Clitellata; Rhynchobdellida; Glossiphoniidae
Exons: 8
Coding region: 1-2634 (877 amino acids)
Biological process (GO): regulation of transcription by RNA polymerase II
Cellular component (GO): nucleus
Molecular function (GO): transcription cis-regulatory region binding
Source: RefSeq, a predicted model, not a curated record
AUGAACAAAAGAAUAAGGAAUGACGUGAACAUUGAGAUGAAAAAAUUCACUACCGGCUUGAUGAUGCAUGGCAGUAAAACGUGGUUGGCCAGACUGUUGUCAUCAGCUCGACAUGACGGCUGCAAUGUGAAGAUUGACGACAAAAACCCGCAGCAGCAGCAGCAACAACAAAAACAACAACAGCAGCAGCAGCAACAACAAAAACAACAACAGCAGCCGUGUGUCACGUGGCAGGUUUCCGCAAAUCCAGGUCAACGAAUCAGCGUGGAGUUGUUCGACUUUUCUUUGAUCAGCGCCCUACUUCCUUCCAACCAAUCAAAAUCGGCCCUCAGUUCUAUUGCCCGCCAGAACGCAAUCCGUCACUUUGCUGCCAAGCAACAACAACAACAACAGUUAAGCAAAGACAAUAAUGGAAUUGUUCAACAACAACAGCCCCAGCAGCAACCGCAAAAACAAACGCUACAUAACCAAAUUUCGCAAAAACCCACCCACACAUUGUGUGGCGCUCAACUGAACGAACUGAACCUUGAGAUGUCUUCACUGUUGAAGAACAAAUCGUCAAACAUUCGAUUGCUGAACACUUACGUGCAAGCAUAUGAAACGAGAAGCAACCGCAUGAAGCUGCAGCUGCUCGAUCGCAUGUGGCCGGAAGCUGUCUACGUCAUCAAGCUAGCUGCCACCGGCUGUCCGUACAUAAGAGAGGGCACGUAUGAUGACGUCAGGGUGAUCCAUAAUGACGUCACGCUGCUGAAGAUCGAUUGCCUGAAGAGCGGGAGAACGCUGACGAUGAUAUGCGAUGGGGUCAGCUGGAAUGGAACGUUCGAAGAUUGCGAUAAUGUUGACUUAGCUGAGAGUACGCUGAAAAAUUCAAGCAGUGAUUUCCCCAUAGGAUCGGCCACAAUCUUUGGCCUGAUAUUAAUAUGGUGCGUGGCCCUGUCGAUAUUGUUCCUCGGUCUUUAUCACAUGAAGAGGAAACGCCAAAGAAAGGACAGCGGAAAUAUGGGCAUAGACAUGAAAGAUUUGAAGCCACUGAACACGCAGGAGGCCAUGUAUGACGUCACCAACCAGGACAUCUACGCCAGGAACCAGGCCUUCGAUAACAUCUCAACAAACAAGCAGCAACAGCAAAAUGGCGCAAUGAAGAGCCCGGCACUGAUUGGACAGAACGACACGGCUACCAACAAGAUAUACCGCCCACAAAACGGCAACACCAUCAGCAGCAGCAGCAGCAACCACACCACUGCCAACAACAGCGAUUGCAGUAGAUUUUUCUCUCCCCAAAAGACACUCCUCCCCAUCGCGACGCCAGUCCCGCACCCGAACAGUCGCACGCUGCCGGCCAACUUGCAAUCGGCCGUCGCUAUUUUAUUGCCGAACAAAAAAACUGGAUCUAUCCUGGCGGGAAAAACCCGCCCAGCUGCUGCGAUGGAAUUUUGCACGCGUGUCUGGCAGUCGCCGGAAGUUAAAAGAAGACCGGAUGUGUUUGGAAUUGGUUUGCCGGAAGUACAGGCGCCAGUAAUGACUUUCCAUCCGUCAUUUACCGGUAAGAACGGUGGCGAUAAUAGGAUGCUCAUACGUCAAAAGUAUCAACAACAGCAACAACACUCGCUGUAUAAAAAUGAUGGCAAGGUUGAGCACAACGACCCUGAGUUUCAACAUUUAAAGAUGUUGGCGCCCUGCAACAGCAACAGCUUGCAACGUCAGCAGCAGCUAAACUCAGCGUCAGUAGCCUACAACUACAACAACGACAACUACGAGAUACCACACUCACCUCAGAUGUAUCAGCAGCGUCCUCACCAACAUCAGCACCAUCAAUUCACGUUCUCCUCAACAGCCUCCAACCAGCAACGACAGCAGCAGUACCCACCGGCGCAUCAACCACAAAUGCUCGGUUUGAGAGCCGUCUGGAUCAACAACAUCACCAACAACAACGUCAGCAUUUGUGACAACAACGCCGACAACACCAACAACACUAACACCAACCGCAACGACAUCAAUAAUUGUUAUCAGAACUCAAUGUUGCAUCAGAUGUACUCCAUCCCAGACAAAUGCAAGCGACAACAACAACAGCCGCAGCAAACAACCACAACAGCUGUUAUGCUCUGCUCAAACUCGGACAACGACAACAACGUCAUCAUGCUAAGCAGCAGUUUCACAAACCCGAACGGCGGCAACACCAACAACAACAUCAUCUUCAACAACAACUCAAAUACCAACAAUAUCAUCUUCAACGCAGGCAUCAACAGCAGUGCCGGAAACAACAACAACAACAACAUCAUCUUCAACAACACUACACACGAUUACGCGAACAGUGACCCAUCCGAUGGUUACAUAACGCAAAAUCAGGUACCUCAGUUUGGGGACUACAUAGGGCCGUCCGAGGUGCCAGACCCUUCAGCCCCCCUCCUUGCGCUUGCUUUUAGAAACGCCACCUAUAAUACAUGGAAUAAUGAUAGUAAUGCCAACCGGGUGAUAGAUCGUUCAAGUGGUGAUGACCCUUGUGAUGUUGUUGAUGGUGUCUGUGAUGGUGGUGGUGGUGAUGGUGGAGAAUGUGAUGGUGAUGUUGGCGGUGGUGGUGGUAGUGGUGGCGUAAAAGACGGCGCUGGGAGUUACGAUGCUCCUGAGGAGCAUUAG